ACCAGUUAGGAGCUGUAACGGGUUAUCGCUGUGAGGAGCUUGGGUACAAUCAUGUUGUCGAAUAUUGUCAGGCGAAGCGCUAACCUGUUCGGGGUUUUCGUGAGGCAGAUGAGCCAAGGGAAUAAGUCCAUGUCGGCCAUACAGGAUGCGGAGAAAAAUAGAAUAGUUUGGAUUGAUCUGGAGAUGACAGGGCUGAAUAUAGAAACAGAUCAGAUCCUGGAGAUAGCUUGUCUUGUCACGGAUGGACAGCUCAACAUUGUUGCUGAGGGUCCGAACCUGGUCAUCAAUCAACCGGACUCUGCACUGGACGCCAUGGACAAUUGGUGCACAGAGCAUCAUGGGAAGUCUGGUUUGACAGAAGCCGUGAAGAACAGUAAGAUCACUUUACCCAAAGCUGAACAGGAAGUUCUGCAGUUUGCCAAAAUGCACACUCAGCCUGGGGUGUGUCCUCUGGGAGGCAACUCUGUACAUGCAGACAAGAUGUUUCUGAAAAAGUACAUGCCACAGCUCGUGAACCACCUGCACUACCGCAUCAUGGACGUGAGCACUGUGAAGGAACUCUGCAGGAGAUGGUGUCCUGAGAAAUAUGAAGCAGCGCCCAUAAAGAAGGUUUCCCACAGAGCACUGGAUGACAUCAAGGAAAGCAUCGAGGAACUCAAGUACUACCGUGCCACCAUAUUCCGCAUUUGAAACACUCAUUCAGCAUUAACAUGUACAGAGUUGCAGAAAGUGAAGGAUGUGAACAUUUCUUCAGAGGGUGGCAUUUUGGAAGUUGGAAGGACAUUUCUGUUUACAGGGCAAUGCCUUGAGCUUUCUUUUAAAGUUGAUGGGUAAAGGUGCAGCAGAUGGACUGAGCCACCUCAGAAUGCUUUGAAGGACUGAUUGCCAAGCCUUGUCUGUGUAGUUGUACCUUAUGGUGGUAUCCUACUACAUCAUGGCAUGGUUGGUUCCCUGAUAUGGUAUCCCCACAGGACUACAUCUAAUUGUGUAUAAUUUCUUUGGAAUACUGCGCAUAUCACUUACAUCAGUGCCGGAACCAUGGAUGAGGAAUUCACUUUCACGAUCACCAGGUUGCCGGCGUUGGUCCAUCAAUGAAAAUAAGAAGCUUCACAUCAACAACCUAGAAUUCAAGGCAGAGAUCCUGGUGUUAAGUCAUUGGGCGGUAGUUCUACAGGCAUCACACCUCAUGACCCAGUCAUACAACAUAUCAGUGGUUUGGUCAUCAACAAGUCUUCCAAGUCAACUCUGGCAACAAUUAUCUCCCUCCACAUUCAGGUUCCAUUCUGGCACAUCCCAGGGAUUCACAAUGUAAAACCAGAUAUCAAAUUAAUCAACUAUACUGAGAAAGUGACAACUACAUUUACAACAUUUUGAUGGAAUUACAACUUUAUCCAAACCCAAUUCACACCUCAGUUCAGCACAUACCUUCUACAUGAUGCCUAAAGGCUACAUUUCCUGAAUGUGCUCAGUCCAGUAACUGAUACCACUAUGGUUUCACAAAUCUCCACAAUAACAGGACUGCAGGCACAUAUUUGUUGCUACAAACUGGCAGACCGUCAUGAUUAAAACAUGGAAUCUCAGUGUCA
Haliotis rubra (blacklip abalone) is the source of this 1586-nucleotide messenger RNA. Its product is annotated as oligoribonuclease, mitochondrial-like. The record is from RefSeq and is a predicted model, not a curated record. The coding region runs from base 52 to 690 and encodes 212 amino acids. The transcript is spliced from 6 exons. Lineage: Eukaryota; Metazoa; Mollusca; Gastropoda; Lepetellida; Haliotidae. Gene Ontology annotation, cellular component: mitochondrion. Gene Ontology annotation, molecular function: 3'-5'-RNA exonuclease activity; nucleic acid binding.